Messenger RNA from Prorocentrum cordatum, 1170 nucleotides. Lineage: Eukaryota; Dinophyceae; Prorocentrales; Prorocentraceae. The record is from the annotation of a GenBank genome assembly.
AUGGCCAGUGCGCCGCAAGUGAUGGCCCAGAAACAUGGCCUCCCGUUGCACGCCCUCAGCUCGGUGUGGCGGUGGUGCGCCACGCCGAGAGGGCCGACGAAGCGUGGGACUCCCGCUGGCUGCAUACCGAGGACCCAUGAGAGCAAGCGGCACCCCUUCGACCCGCCCAUCACCGCCAAGGGCUGCCAGCAGGCCGAGCAGGUGGCGCGGGUGCUCUACGGCGCCGGCGGCUUCCACAGGGUCGUGUCCUCACCGUACCUGCGUUGCGUGCAGACGGCGCUCGUCAUCGCCGAGCGGCUGGACCUGCCGGUGGAGCUGGACCACGAGCUGGGAGAGAUCUACGGGCCGACGAUCUUCGGCCAGGACCUCCUCGAGCCGGCGUCCCGCCCAUGGCGGUCCCACGAGGAGCUGAAGCGCGCGCUGGGAGACCUGCUGGGUGCAGGCCACCCGUCGCUCGCGCGGAUCUGCCCGGACAGCCUGGCGGGGCGGAUGCCGCAGUGGCCCGAGGCGCCCUGCGAGGCCCGCCGGAGGUGCGCGAGCUCCUUCCAGCGGUACGUGCAGCAGGCACGCGAGACGGAGUGGGGCUGCGUUCUCGUCUCCCACACGUACAUGGUGCAGGCGUCCCUGUCCGCGUUCCCUCCAACUUCCGCUUGGACGUUGGCUUCGAUCGGCUACUGCGCCACGUUAAUGUGCCACUUCCGAUCUCCUGCGACAGAGGACGCCGGGGCAGAGCCCGAUCCGGCGGCGGCGGCGGCGGCCGUGCCGCAGCAGGAGUGCGGCGAGGAGGCUUCCCCGGACUUCGACGUCGUCAACUUCCGGACUCUACACGUGAAGGUCGCUGACCAAGCGGGGUCACCACGACGCCUUGUCGCCAAGGCGCGCUUGGACCAGGGCUCGCGGCGCGCCUGUGAGGAGAGCCUGGUCAAGGCGCGCGGGUGCGGUGAGAGAUCGGACCUGGGCUCCGUCCGGUCCUGCGCGCUCUCGGCCCUGCGGCGGCGUUCCGACCUCGCCGUCCUCGACGUCGGGGGCUCGUCUCUGGCGAGGCGCCGCGGCCUGGAGCCCCCCAUGGGCAAGUCGCUGUCGGAGAACCCGGGGGGCUCGUCCCUGGCGAGGCGCCGCGGCCUCGGCCUCGGCCUCGAGGUGCCCAUGUGCAAGUCGUUCUCGGAGUAG